AUGCGCCGGCCACUGACCAACACACUCCUCGCCCGCAUGACCUCAUUGAAUCCUCAUAAGAUAUCAAGCGAGCAGAACCCCGUUGCAGCACUUGAAAUAAAGGAAGUCCAGGAAGGCGUUAAGCAGAUCGUCUUUGCGAAUCUCCACUGGCUGGAGUAUGCGGAUCGCAACAAUGUCUUCAAAGCACUCAUGGCCACAGAUCAACCCCCAGAGGAAGAGAUUCAAAGUUUCCCCAAGGGCUGGGACCAGAAGAUCUUGCAGAUCCAACUGGGCAGGGCUCCCGUCACCGAGAGCAGUGAUCCAUAA
Fonsecaea nubica is the source of this 306-nucleotide messenger RNA. RefSeq lists its product as hypothetical. The transcript has 4 exons. Bases 1 to 306 code for a protein of 101 amino acids. The record is from RefSeq and is a predicted model, not a curated record. Lineage: Eukaryota; Fungi; Ascomycota; Eurotiomycetes; Chaetothyriales; Herpotrichiellaceae.